AACCUGGCUGCUGUACCUGCCGUGCACUUGGAGCAUUGGUUUGGCUGCCGAACCAGGUUGUUUUCCAGAUUGGUACAUGCUGUCCCUCUUUGGCACCGGAGCCAUUCUGAUGCGUGGAGCAGGCUGUACUAUUAAUGACAUGUGGGACCAGAACUACGAUAAAAAGGUUACAAGAACAGCAAAUCGCCCGAUAGCUGCUGGAGACAUUUCAACUCUUCAGUCCUUUGUUUUUCUUGGAGGACAACUGACCUUGGCACUGGGUGUUCUUCUGUGUCUGAAUUAUUACAGUAUAACUCUGGGAGCAGCAUCCUUACUACUUGUGGUCACCUACCCACUAAUGAAAAGAAUUACAUACUGGCCUCAAUUAGUCCUGGGGUUGACAUUUAACUGGGGUGCAUUACUUGGCUGGUCUGCCGUCAAGGGUUCCUGUGAGCCAUCCAUUUGCCUGCCUCUUUAUUUUUCUGGAGUCAUGUGGACACUCAUUUAUGAUACUAUUUAUGCCCAUCAGGACAAAAGAGAUGAUGCUCUGAUCGGCCUGAAGUCCACGGCACUGCGGUUCGGGGAGGAUACCAAGCUCUGGCUCAGGGGCUUUGGCCUAGCGAUGCUAGGGGCACUGGGCAUGGUGGGCGUGAACAGCAGCCAAACCAUCCCCUACUAUGUGGCAUUGGUCGUCGUGGGCGCCCACCUGGCUCACCAGAUUUAUACUCUAGACAUCCACAGACCUGAGGAUUGUUGGGAUAAAUUUACCUCCAAUCAAACUCUAGGACUAAUCAUUUUUUUAGGGAUUGUCCUUGGGAACUUGUGGAAAGAAAAGAAGACAGAGAAAACAGAACAGAGAAGUAUAGAGAAUAGAAUAGGAAAUUUGUGAAUAAAGUUUAUAUAGGAAUUAUUAAAACAAAUUUUUACAAAACAUAAUUAAACUUGAAUACAAAAUCUGUUGCAAUAUGUUAAAUAAUUCAGAACUUGAAGAUGAAAAUUGAAAGCCUGUUUGCCUGGAUUUUAAUUCAACUAUUUGCGGCCGGGCUCGGUGGCUCAGCCUGUAAUCCCAGCACUUUGGGAGGCCGA
Carlito syrichta (Philippine tarsier) is the source of this 1065-nucleotide messenger RNA. It is a transcript of the gene COQ2, whose product is annotated as coenzyme Q2, polyprenyltransferase. Gene Ontology annotation, cellular component: mitochondrial inner membrane. NCBI's taxonomy places the organism in Eukaryota, Metazoa, Chordata, Mammalia, Primates, Tarsiidae. The record is from RefSeq and is a predicted model, not a curated record. Gene Ontology annotation, biological process: ubiquinone biosynthetic process.